Adineta steineri is the source of this 1290-nucleotide messenger RNA. NCBI's taxonomy places the organism in Eukaryota, Metazoa, Rotifera, Eurotatoria, Adinetida, Adinetidae. The record is from the annotation of a GenBank genome assembly.
AUGUCGUCAUCAACAUUUGCUACAGAAAAUAAUAAUUAUGGUUUACCAAAUGAUAUUUUUCAUUAUAAUAAUGAUCAGUUUUAUAAUUACAAUGUAGAAUCAUUUUUAAAAGGAUGCGAAAAAAUAUCAAUAGUCAAUUCAAUUAAAAAUCGUGGUGGACACAUAAGAAAUUAUCAGUUUUAUUUUCCACAACAUCAUAAAAAUCAUAAAGAUACAAUUAAUUAUUCAAUAGGACAUGUUAAUGAAUUGAAUUUGACUGAAAAUGAUAUUGAAAUUAUUAUCAAAAAUGCAUUUAAAGCAGCUCAAAAGUAUGUUGCAAUGGUUAAUAUGACUCAUUUUUUGGAAAAAAAAUCUAUACAUUAUCAGAUUAUCGACUAUACAGUUAAUAAUGAUAGUUCCGAUGCAGAUUCUGACGAAGAAAAUUGUUCUGAUGAAAAUGAUGUUUUCAAUGUAUUAAAUAAUGAAGAACAACUAUCACCAAACAAUACCGAUGAUGAAGAGGAAGAAAAUACAAUAGCAACUGAUGUUCCUGAUACAGCACAAAAAGUCGAUAUUCCAUUGCAUUUACAAUAUUUCAAAACAGAAAUUAUUCGUCCAACUAAUUCAACUCUUUGUCUUUUUUGGUUAUUUAUUGACUAUGGUUUCUAUUUUAUCAAUCUUGUUGUAUUGAUGUGGGCAUCAUUUGAACGUCAUAUCCUUAUUUUUCAUUCAUCAAUGAUGGCUACUCAACGAAAACGUUUUUUCAUUCAUUACGUUCCAUUAUUUAUUAUUGUUUCAUUUCUCAUGAUUUUCUAUGGUAUUGCAAUUUUUUCACCACCUUGUCAGAAUACGUUUGAUUUUACAAAUGAUCUUUGUGGUAUGGCUGGAUGUUAUGGUUCAAUACCAUCUUUUGCUUUGAUUGAACGAAUUGCUUUCGCUAUUAUACCUAUGUUUCUCAUUAUUAUCUUCAAUAUUGGAUUACUUGUUCGUAUUGUUUGGCAAAAACAUCGACUUCAUCGACCUGUAGAAUGGCAAAAGCAGAAAAAACUAGCUGUAAAUCUUGUUUCUAUAUCAUUAGUAUAUUUAUGUUUCGAUGGUCCAUUAACAAUGAUCAAUCUCGUUCGUUUAUGUGGUAAAUCCAGUUGGGCUAGUGAUCCUUGGCCAAUAUUUUUCUAUAUAUCUUACUUUCCUAUUUUACUUUUACCAAUGGUUUGUCUUGGUUCAUCAUCAGAAUUACGAAAUAAAUUAAUACCGUUUCAUUCACGACAACACCGACGAGUUGCAGUUUUAAAAAUCACACAUCAUACAUAA